Molecule: messenger RNA, 3939 nt
Organism: Carassius gibelio (silver crucian carp)
Lineage: Eukaryota; Metazoa; Chordata; Actinopteri; Cypriniformes; Cyprinidae
Exons: 9
Coding region: 325-1197 (290 amino acids)
Source: RefSeq, a predicted model, not a curated record
GUGUUUUAGUUCCGUCUUCGGCAGUGUUGCAAAGUCCGUGGUUUUCGAUAUAUUGCUCCUGAAAUGUGAAUUCUAUCUGGGGAACCCUUCCAAAAAAGUAAAUUUUACCCCCGGAACCCAAUAUUUAACGGGGGACCACACCAAAACGCGAGUAGGAUAGUUUUGAGUAGCAAUUUGGGCGGGGUUUAGUGUGAAAACUGGCAACCUGAUUCUUGCCUGGACUUCCUUCCCUGCUCUGUGCUCUAAUGGCGACUCGGGCGUGUUUCUGAAACACGUACUGUUAAAAAAAAAAAUAGCAAAGAAAGGAUCGAAAAGCUGUACUGAAUGAAAAUGCUUGACCUAAGAUAUUCGACGGCCUUCAUCUGCGCCGUGUUCUUCGUCAUAGGAGCUGUUUCAGGUGAAGAUAAAGCAGUGGGUUCGUCUGUUUCAUUUCGUCCAGACAAAAUAGAUUCUUCUGUCAGCAGCAUUAUAUGGAAACACACAAGCAGCACUGGACCUGUUGUAAAAGCGAUUGAGUGGGAUAGUGAUGAUAAAGCUUUUAGCAUCCCGAAUCCGAGAUUCAAAGACAUCACAUCUCUUGAUGAGAAGACUGGACAGAUCACUAUAACUAAGUUAACUUUUGAACACAGUGGAGUAUAUACCAUUGACAUCAACAGUAAAGAACAGGAACAAAAAUUCACCUUGACUGUUAUAGAGCGGGUCCCCAAACCUAAGAUAACUAAAGAGGAGAGCAAUAACGCUGAUGUUGUCUAUUUGAAAUGUGACUACAUUGGAACGAUCAUCUGGAAGAAUUCUACUGGACAAACAGUGGAGGACAAGAAGAAUGAGAUAACAGUCAAAAACUCCAAAAAUCCAGAAAACUUCUACACCUGCACACUCAACAACACUGUGAGUGAAGAAACCAGUGAUCGAGUCUAUGAGAGAGAAUUAUUUGUGACAGGACCAAAUGCAGGAAAGAUUGUGGGGAUUUUAUUUGCUCUCUUAUUUGUCGCCCUUAUUAUCUUUAUCGUGCUCUAUCUAUUGGUGACACCUGUUCACGAGUGGGUUAAUAGUACCUGUCCAUGUAUGGCAAAUUUGUUCGGCCCUCUGGAUUGUUUGAAGAAGACCGAAGUAGCGGGCAAAAAUUCAUCAGGAAGUGGUGUUGAUGCACCUUUGAAUCAGACUUCAAGUACCUCUCCAUCAGAUCAGAACCAAUAGUAGGUAAAGGUCAUUGUUGAAUUUUGCUUUCUAGAAAAUAACUUCUCUACAUCCAUGAAACAACAACACUUCCUGGAUUAUGGUGGCUGAAGAAUGAUUGUACAUUUUAUCAUCUUGGGGGAAAAAAAAAUAUUCCACAGGAACAGAUCAAGGAACCGAAACAAUUGUUGCCUGCAGUGAACUGAAACUAAUCUCUUAGAAAGCAGUUAUACAUUAUUACUCAUAAUUCAUAAAUCAUCCUACAUGUUGACCUACGUUGACACUUUCUGAAUCUGUUACAGAUAGUCUCUCUCGAACAGAUGUGCUCAGUUAAAUUUGUAUGUUCAAUCAAUGUAAUUUGCCAGUGUGUACAGGGCUCUCAAGUUAUGGCAAAUGUUUGGAGUGAGACUACAUCUGUUAGAGGAAGGGCAUUGGAAUAUGACCAGCCACUAAAAGGGGAGGAGCCACUCAAAUAUUUACAGCACCCAAUUCUCAAGUUUUUGCUAGGAGUUCAAUUUUCAAGCAGUACAAAUUUCUUUGUAUUUUUUAAUAUACAGAACAAUUUAUUUUAUUUUUGAUGAAUUUGUCUGUUUUAUCAGAUUUACCAAAUGUUAUAACCUCUCUAGCAAUUCCCUUAGUUUCUGGGAGCCAGAGCUAAGUUUAAGCUUCUGGUUGCAAAGCAGUUAUUGACUGCAAUAAUAAAACUUUAGCAUGCGUUGGCUUCCCAACAUCAGCUUUCAUUAUCUUUGACUUGAGACUUGAGAGCCCUAGUACAUGCUUUGGCAUAGGCCAAGACUUCGACAUUGAAAAUGAUUCAGUAAUUUUAAGUUUGGGGAGAGCACAUUAACCAAAAUAAAUCCAUCAAGUAUUGUACAUAAAUCUAUUAUCUAUAUAAAUUGAAUGUUUAAAAUAAAUGGGUUUGGGCUGUUUUAAGACAAAGACAUGGCUGGUGCUAAAUGAUUUUAAGUUAGCGCUGUCAUCAUAGCAAAACCGAAUGAUCUGCACCCUGAAGCGGAGCUCAGUUAUUACAUGGCUGCAUGUUAGUUAAUAUAGAUAGUUAUUUUUUUCAUUUGAGUUUAAAUUAGUUUAAUUUAAAUGUAGAGAAGGUGGAGAAGUAGUGCAAUCACAUAUAGGAAACAUUGGUAUCUCCAUGUUGUCCUGGACAUUUUUCAGAAAUAAUGGCUAAUAAGAAUCAAGUAUUACAGUGAACCAUGUAAUAACCUGAGAUUUGUUUGCUUUUAAUGUCUAUUUAUGUAGUUCAUUUCCAUUUCUUUUAUAUAUAUAUAUAUAUGACCUUUCUAAACUGAACUUCACUGGAUUUUUCAAGUUCAACAUUUUUUUUCAACAUUUAAAAGCAUGACUUUUGAUUUAUAACACCGCUUUGCUUUUCAAGGCCUCAGGUUCUGUGAGCCAAGUGGGUUACACCCAUAGAUGUUUUGUUUGGAAUUUUAACUCGUCAUCAUUUUUUCCACUGAAUCUUGGCUUACUUGAAGUGUAUUCAUAAUUAUUUAGGUUUUUGUUUGCUUGCUCAGAAAUAACGAAUUUGCAGCCAUACUUUGUAAACCGUAUGUUAAUGCAAACCUAUAUUACUUAUUUUGCAAACCUUAUAUCACUAUUUUGUAUACUGCCCUCUUCAUAUUGCUUAAAACUGAUAUUUUAAAUACAAUAAGUAUGCAAUGUUUUUACCUUUAUGUUGCCAUUUAUUUAUUUUUUGGAUGCAAAUUGGCAAGUUUUUUUCUUUAUAGUCACUUAACAUCAAAUUAGAGUUGAUUUCUCUGACGUCACGUUACUAAUCUUCAUGAAAUGGCAAAACUAAAAAGUACCCAAUGUAUGCCUGCACUUACCUUUAGGAGUUCACCAUCACUAAUAAACUUUGGAUGUACAGUCUUACGACUAAAAUUAAAUGUCGUUUUGUUCCCUGAGUUACAACUGAAUAUGACUGUAUAAAAUGAUGUGGAACUUUAUCUCUGAAUGGUGUUGACUAUUUUGGAGUUUCUUCAAAAGAGGAACUGCAUUGCAACAGUAACCCAACGAUUGUUGCUAAAAAGCGAUUAAGAAAAUAUCUUAGUCAUUCUUUUGUUCUCUUGUUAAUGUCACAGUGAAGAUUACCUGCUAUGUUUUUCCAUUUGGAGACGGCUUGUCAAAGAUUUGCUCUUAUCCAGAAAAACUGAAAGCUAUAGAUUUUGUGGUCCGGAUUAAUCCUAUUUAUUGGUCCUCUGCGUUCUAUGAAUAACCACUUUAUUUUUCAUAAUAGGUGCAUUUUCUUUUUGCAUUAAAUAAAAAAGAUGAUUUUGUCUUAAAAGGGGGGCUAAAUAGUAUUUAAAGUUGAUAAUUCUUUUUAAAUGAAGGCCCUUAAGUAUAAAAAAAAAUAGCAAAAUGCAUAUUCCAAGGUAUUCAAUUUUCAAUUUCAUCAUCUUUUCAAUAUGUAUAUUUGUCUGAGUAAUGGCGUUCUGUGUAGUUUACUUAUGGAAUGCUAUAUUUGACGUCAUCUGUUAGGACGCUCUGGAUCUGUUGAGGAUCAAAUCCUCCCAUCUUAUCAGUGAUCAGUCCAAUCUGACUUCAGCAGCUAGUGUUGGAUGUCGGGUUGCUGUUUUUUUCCCAGGAAACUUAUCAUGGGUUGAUUAUGUACAUAAAUUACAUUUGUUUGAAAUAUGAAACAUUUUGCUGUAAUAAAACUGCUAAAUGUUUUGGGACACACUAGUAGGAAGAAUUUGAGCUCUGUUUAUGAUAUAUGUGCAUAACAGUGACUGUAAAAUGUUUUUU